AUGGCCGAUGUGUCGCUGAAGAGGCCUCACCCGGAGGAUGAAGAACUGAACGCACAGAAGAGAACGCGAUCCAACAAUGGCUCUCCGAUGCCUGGCAACACUGGAGCCGCGCCAAAGAGCAAAGUUGAUAUCGAGCGCAUGGUCGCGGAGGCCAGAGCCAAAGCUGAGGAGGUCAGAGCCAGACUGAAUAUGGCGCGUGGUGGUGCAGCAUCAGCAUCAGCAUCACCUAGCCCAGCACCUCCUGCAACAAGUACCGGAUCAGCCAUGUCUCGUAUCGAACAGAUGAGAGCAAGGGUGGCUGCAGCUACAGGGAAAGUCGGUUCUACCCCGACACAGAGACCGACCCCGACUCCAGCGCCUCCCGCGUCCGUCGAACAACCCGCAAAUCGCUUUGACGAUGAUUUGUCCAAGGCACGAGGCGGCUUGGGAGUCGGUCUUCAUCCCGCACUUCUGGCCGAUACAGCCCAAGACCAGCGACUUUCUAAAGGCCGUGGUGCCGCCCAACCUAAGUUUGCAACGACCAUGGCAAAUCGCCGCUCAGCAACUCCAGUCUCAGGAAAGAAGCUAGAUCUGUCCGGGCCUUCCUUGGACGAGAUAAGACAAAAUCCUUAUUAUGAUGACAGUCUUCAUGCUACGUCAAAGCCUCGUCUAUCCAAGCAACUUGUGUUCAAUCAAAAGGGGAAAUACAUUGCACAGGCCGCGGCUUUACGGCGUCAGGCGCAAAUGGAGGAAAUGAAAAAGCGAAUCGCAAGCAUGGCCCGCCAGGCCGGUGUAGAUGAAGAAUUAAGCCUUGAAAAAGCCUUUGAGGUUCCUGCGCCUCCAGCUCUAGAGUGGUGGGACGAAGGCUUAGUCAAUGGGGAUAGCUACGCGGCAGUUGAUGAUCCUAAGAAUAUCAAAGUCGACACCGACGAUUCACUUGUCACUAUUUACAUUCAACAUCCUGUCCUGUUGGAUCCGCCUCAAGAAAAGUUGGUCCCGCAACAGAAGCCUAUGUAUCUGACGUCAAAGGAACAAGCGAAAUUGCGACGACAGCGCCGUAUGGCAGAUUUAAAGGAACAGCAAGCGAAGAUCAGACUGGGUCUCGAACCCGCACCACCACCAAAAGUCAAGAAGUCCAACCUGAUGCGAGUACUCGGAGAAGAAGCCGUGAAGGAUCCGACAGCUGUAGAGGCCCGCGUCAACCGCGAAAUCGCAGAGCGUCGCGAGAAACAUGAAGUAGCCAACGAGGAACGCAAACUCACAAAGGAGCAGAGAAAAGAGAAACUCGCUCUUCAGCAGGAAAAGGACGCCGAGAAAGGUAUACACGUAUUGGUAUUCAAAAUCGACUGCCUUGCGAAUGGACGUCACCGGUUCAAAAUCAGCAAAAACGCUGAGCAAAUGGCACUCACAGGCGUGUGCGUGAUGCAUCCAAAACUCAACCUGGUUAUCGUGGAGGGCGGCUCCCACUCGAUAAACCAAUACAAAAAGCUAAUGCUCAACCGCAUCGACUGGACAGAGAACUCCGGUCCCGGUCCGCAACGCGAAGGGGCAAACGAAAAUCGCGAGUCAUCGACAUCAUGGCUCAAUCCCGAGGACGAAAAGGGUGAACUUCGCGACCUAGGCUCUAAUACCUGCACACUCCUGUGGGAAGGACAGCAGAAAUCGAGAGCUUUUAGGAAGUGGUUGGGCGCUCGGGUUUGUGAGACUGAUGGUGCCGCGAAGGAGACUCUGGCGCGGGCUAAGAUGGAGAAUUUCUGGGUGUUAGCGAAGACUUAUAAACCUGCAGCGUUUUAA
Messenger RNA from Talaromyces amestolkiae, 1773 nucleotides. RefSeq lists its product as uncharacterized. The transcript has a single exon. The record is from RefSeq and is a predicted model, not a curated record. Gene Ontology annotation, cellular component: U4/U6 x U5 tri-snRNP complex. Gene Ontology annotation, biological process: mRNA splicing, via spliceosome. NCBI's taxonomy places the organism in Eukaryota, Fungi, Ascomycota, Eurotiomycetes, Eurotiales, Trichocomaceae. Bases 1 to 1773 code for a protein of 590 amino acids.